Molecule: messenger RNA, 577 nt
Organism: Dendrobium catenatum
Lineage: Eukaryota; Viridiplantae; Streptophyta; Magnoliopsida; Asparagales; Orchidaceae
Exons: 2
Coding region: 131-331 (66 amino acids)
Source: RefSeq, a predicted model, not a curated record
GGAGCCAUCAGCCAUGAUUCUAACUUCGCUUGUGUCACCGACCCGUUUACAGGUCAGCAUAAGGGUACGAGGCUCGGAACUCACUUUCGGGCGGCGAAGGCGACGGUGACGACGACGACGGGCGGCGACAAUGGUUUCGCAGCGGUGGGCGUACGUAAGAAUAGUGACGGGUACCAUACUCGGUGGAGUCCUCGGUUUCUAUGUGAUGCACCGUGUCGAAAUCAGCUACAAGGAGAGGAGGAAUGAGGAGAUAAGGAGAUACCAGAACGAGAUGAAAAGGAGGCAGCAGGAAGAACAACAGGCUCACUCCGAGCUCUGGUCGGACUCAUAGAUUUUAGUAAAUUCUGUUACUUUUCCACUACCAUAUCCUUCUAUGGUGUAUUCUACUUAUCCGAACUUUUCAUUCUUUCCUGAACUACGUUUGGAAUUAGUUGAAGCUUGUUUGAUUCCUUAAUUUUUCUUUUCCUGGAAAUUUUUUUUUUCCAGAAGUAAAUUUCUUACUUUUACCUUUCUGUAGUAGUGAAAUUACAAUUUAAGACGGACAAAAAUGGAUGACGCGUAUGAUUUUCUGCUCGGA